Messenger RNA from Papilio machaon (common yellow swallowtail), 1659 nucleotides. RefSeq names its product phosphatidylinositol N-acetylglucosaminyltransferase subunit Q (gene PIG-Q). Gene Ontology annotation, cellular component: endoplasmic reticulum; membrane. The record is from RefSeq and is a predicted model, not a curated record. NCBI's taxonomy places the organism in Eukaryota, Metazoa, Arthropoda, Insecta, Lepidoptera, Papilionidae. Gene Ontology annotation, biological process: GPI anchor biosynthetic process. The coding region runs from base 186 to 1640 and encodes 484 amino acids. The transcript is spliced from 7 exons.
UCACCGCUAUCAAUAAAUUAGGAACAUUAUUAUUUACGACCUAUCUAAAGUGAACUUAUUUUCUGUAAAAUGCUGUUUCAGUUUUGGUGUAACACGCGUUUAUCCAUGGAAUAUGCUUAUUUUCUUCUCUAAACAAAAAAAAAAUGUGAUUUAACUUGCAUUAAUGACUAUUUACUAUUAUUACAAUGUCAUCACUGAGAUUAAUUCUUCCCAUAAAGCCAAAAUCAUCAAAUACUGAGAUUUACUUUAAGGGAUACAUACAAACAAACAAAGAAAAUUUGACUACGAUAUACGUUACAAAAUAUUCUAAAACUUGUGCUCUAUUUGAAGAAACAGUAACCAAGGCUGAUAAUGUUAUUUAUGGAUAUUAUAGUAAUUAUGAAACACACAAGUUCAAAUUCAAAUCAUUUAGUAAUUAUUUGAUCAUGAGUGAUCAAAUAUGCCCACGAAUACAAUAUUUAAGUAUAGAUGGGAAAAAAAUAAAUGAUAUUGAUAGUUGUAUAAUAAUUUUUUAUGAACACCAUGCAAUCAAAAAUUCAGAAACAUUGUGUGAAUGUAAUGAUUUUAUUUUUGAACUGCAAACUUUAGUGAGAAAUGAUUGUAGAGAGGAUCAAAACAGAACAGAUUAUGAAGCCACAUUUCAAAAUCCUUCCUGGCUAGUUUCAUCAAUGUUUAUUCAACAUAUAUUCAAUUAUUUAAAUAUGAUAAUAUGGCUCAUAAAAUCAGUCAGAAGAAAUAGAAAAAUAUCAAUGAAAGAAGGAAAUUUUAUUUUAUCAAUUCUGUUAGAUAUUACUAUUGGAUAUUUUAUAUUAGAGUUACUUUUAAAGGACAAAAAAGAUUUAGGCAUACUUUUAAUGGGUAUUUUGGAGAAAUUAGUUAAUCUGAUGUACACUUUGUUGAAAUGGUUAAUGGGUUCUCCAGCCGGUCUUAAACUGAACAAUGCUUUUAAUAAAAUGUUGGGAAGAUAUUUUUCUUAUCACAUUGAACUUUGGUGGCUGUUUUUAGAUGUUUCUGGUGAAAAAUUAAAUAUUAUACUGCAUUUGUAUGGAUAUAUUGGUUACCUAGGUUUUACAUUUCAAGCUGCAAUAAUAGCAGAUAUGAUUUGCAUUGCCACAUUUCAUUCAUAUUGUAUUUAUGUGUAUGCUGCAAGGUUGUUUAAUAUUCAAAUAUCUGGAUUGAUUGCAUUGUUAAGAUUGUUUGUUGGUAGAAAAUACAAUCCCUUAAGAGGAGGCAUUGACUCCUGUGAAUACACAAAUCAAGAACUUUUUGUAGGAACAGUUGCAUUCACUAUUCUGUUAUUAUUAUUACCUACAACCGUUAUGUAUUACACAGUAUUUACUAUGUUUCGAGUGUUGUCAAUGCUGGUUCAAUAUAUACUUGCCAAAUGUAUAUAUUUACUACAAACUUUCCCCUUGUAUGUUUUUAUUCUAUGGAUAACCAAAUCAACAAAAGUUGCAGGAAAUGUCUUCCUUGAAGUAGUGAAAAAUGAUGAGACAUCUCUUUUAAUGUUACAAAUCAAACUGUUCACUGUUCCAUUGCAAUAUUUAGUCAAUAACUUCAAACCUCCAGUGGAGGUGUCAAAACAUGUUGAAUGGAGCAAUAUUGUAUCAAAUAUUGUCACUGGAAAACAAAUAAUAUAAUAUAAAUAAGGUUUUUUAA